This is a messenger RNA of Erythranthe guttata (spotted monkey flower), 3080 nucleotides long. Its product is annotated as phospholipase D gamma 1. Gene Ontology annotation, molecular function: D-type glycerophospholipase activity. The record is from RefSeq and is a predicted model, not a curated record. Gene Ontology annotation, biological process: phospholipid catabolic process. Lineage: Eukaryota; Viridiplantae; Streptophyta; Magnoliopsida; Lamiales; Phrymaceae. Gene Ontology annotation, cellular component: plasma membrane.
UUGCACAUCCGAGGCUCCUCCUAAACCUAAACCUAAUCAUCAUCAUUACCAUAACAGUUUUUCCUCCGUGGACAAUAUUGCCCCCACUUACCCUUCCCUCUACCCUCCUAUAGACGACCAGUUAUCGAAUAUGCGUUUGUCCGAUAGUCAAAACAAGCCCUCUGUAUCACCUUCCCCACAAAAGUUCCACUCGGGACCGUUGCCUAUGACUAACAAACCUAACGACGCCGAGAGUUUAUAUGGUUAUCGUAACUCGUUUUCGAGCUGGGAGACUGCUAAUUCGGGCAAGGUGGGUCCCGUUUCUUCGUCGCCAAAUGCAGCCGCGCACGCUACUAUUCAAUACAGUGAUAUGCAGCUCGUGCACGUUUCGUCUCCUAAAACUUCGUUGAAGGUUCUGCUCCUGCAUGGCAACUUGGAUAUUUUGGUGCACGAAGCGAAAAACCUCCCCAACAUGGAUAUGUUCCACAAAACAAUCGGCGACAUGUUCAACAAAUUGCCUGGCAAUGUGAGCAGCAAGAUCGAAGGGCAGAUAAACCGUAAGAUCACGAGCGAUCCUUACGUAUCUAUAGUUAUUACAGGCGCCACUCUCGGACGAACUUAUGUAAUAAGCAACGACGAGAACCCCGUUUGGAUGCAGAAAUUUGUCGUCCCGGUUGCUCAUCAUGCAGCGGAAGUGAACUUUGUUGUGAAGGAUAACGAUGUUUUGGGUACGCAGCAUAUCGGAACAGUUUCGAUUCCGGUCGAGCAGAUAUAUGGAGGAGGAAAUAUUAAUGGUUCUUUUCCGAUUCUUAACCCUAGCGGCAAGCCAUGCAAGAACGGUGCUGUUUUGAAACUUUCGAUACAGUACUAUCCGAUAGAGCAGUUGAGUAUAUACCAUUAUGGGAUUGGGGCGGGCCCCGAUUAUCCAGGAGUUCACGGUACUUAUUUUCCUCUUAGGAGAGGUGGGAAAGUUACCCUUUAUCAAGAUGCUCAUGUGCCAGAUGGAGUCUUACCGAAUCUGAUGCUUGAUAAUGGGACGAAUUAUGCGCAUGGUAAAUGCUGGAGGGAUAUUUUUGAGGCGAUACGUAAUGCUCGGAGAUUGAUUUAUAUUACGGGUUGGUCUGUAUGGCAUAAAGUUAGGCUCGUUAGAGAUGAUAAUUCUCUUUCGGAUUACACUUUAGGCGAGCUUUUGAAGUCGAAAUCGCAGGAAGGUGUUAGGGUUUUGCUUCUUGUUUGGGAUGAUCCUACGUCGAGAAGUAUAUUGGGCUACAAAACUGAUGGAGUUAUGCAAACUCACGACGAAGAAACUCGUCGUUUUUUCAAACAUUCCUCUGUUCAAGUGCUGCUUUGUCCUCGAGUGGCUGGAAAGCGUCACAGCUGGGUUAAGCAGAGGGAAGUUGGAGUUAUAUAUACACACCAUCAAAAAACCGUAAUAGUAGAUGCAGAUGCUGGUAAUAACCGAAGAAGCAUAAUCUCUUUCCUAGGUGGACUCGACUUGUGUGAUGGGCGAUACGAUACACCUCAGCAUCCCAUAUUUCGAACACUCCAAACUUUGCACUCGGAUGACUAUCAUAACCCUACUUAUACAGGGAAUGUUAUUGGCUGUCCUAGAGAGCCAUGGCACGAUUUGCAUUGUAAAAUUGACGGGCCCGCAGCGUACGAUGUGCUGUCCAAUUUCGAGGAGCGGUGGCUUAAGGCUUCAAAGCCACACGGAAUAAAAAAAUUAAAAAUGUCGUACGAUGAUGCUUUGCUCAGAAUAGAAAGGAUGCCUGAAAUAUUGGGCUUGUCUGAUGCUCCUUGUAUAACCGACAGUGAUCCGGAGAGUUGGCAUGUGCAGGUGUUUCGUUCGAUUGAUUCGAAUUCGGUCAAAGGUUUUCCGAAGGAUCCUAAAGAUGGUACAAAGAGGAAUUUGGUGUGUGGGAAGAAUGUACUUAUAGAUAUGAGUAUACAUACGGCAUACAUAAAGGCCAUACGCGCUGCACAACAUUUCAUAUACAUUGAGAAUCAGUACUUCAUUGGGUCCUCGUAUAACUGGAAUCAGUACAAGGAUGUUGGUGCUAAUAAUUUGAUUCCAAUGGAAAUCGCGUUAAAAAUUGCCGAAAAAAUUAGAGCCCAUGAAAGGUUUGCUGCUUAUAUUGUCAUUCCAAUGUGGCCGGAAGGUAAUCCAACCGGUGCAGCUACUCAGAGGAUUCUAUUUUGGCAGCACAAAACCAUGCAAAUGAUGUACGAAACUAUUUACAAAGCUUUAGUGGAAGUUGGGCUCGAAGACGCUUACUCACCGCAAGAUUAUUUGAAUUUCUACUGCCUCGGAAAUCGUGAGGCUGUUGACCUCAACGACUUUCCCGAUAAUCAAUCUGCAGCAAACACUCCUCAAGGACUUAGUAGGAAAAAUCGAAGAUUCAUGAUAUACGUACAUUCGAAAGGUAUGAUAGUCGAUGAUGAGUAUGUAAUUAUAGGGUCGGCAAAUAUUAAUCAAAGAUCAAUGGAGGGUACUCGAGACACGGAGAUUGCGAUGGGAGCCUAUCAACCUCAUCACACGUGGGCUAAAAAACUAUCAAGUCCACAAGGGCAGAUAUAUGGAUAUAGGAUGUCAUUAUGGGCCGAGCAUAUCGGGCUUUUGGAGGAUUGCUUUACAAGGCCCGAGUCGGUGGAGUGUGUACGACGUGUGAGAACAAUGGGGGAAGCUAAUUGGGAGCAAUUUGCAUCGAACGAGGUGUCGGAAAUGAGGGGACACCUAUUGAAAUACCCGGUGGAUGUUGAUCGAACGGGUAAAGUGAAGCCCCUACCCGGAUCCGAAACGUUUCCCGACGUGGGUGGGAAUAUUGUCGGGUCAUUCCUUGCUAUACAAGAAAAUUUGACUAUCUAACUUGCGAAAUGGAUCGGCAUGUUUUUUUUUUCUUUGUGUGUGUGUGUAUAUUUUUUGGGAGGAGAAAAGUAUUGAUGAUUGUGUGGUAGGAAUUGUAAAUAAUUUUUUUUUAACUGGAUGUAUAGUGUAGAUGUGGAAUAUAAUAGCAUCUCAGAAGUUGAAAUUUAUGUAAAGAGUGACAACUUUUUGGUUUGGUUAAGUACCGUAAAUUGAUAUCGUUGACGCUUUAGCUUAA